Messenger RNA from Hypomesus transpacificus, 6712 nucleotides. RefSeq names its product dual-specificity tyrosine-(Y)-phosphorylation regulated kinase 1B (gene dyrk1b). Bases 2116 to 4497 code for a protein of 793 amino acids. The record is from RefSeq and is a predicted model, not a curated record. Gene Ontology annotation, biological process: peptidyl-serine phosphorylation; peptidyl-threonine phosphorylation; positive regulation of DNA-templated transcription. Gene Ontology annotation, cellular component: nucleus. Gene Ontology annotation, molecular function: protein serine/threonine/tyrosine kinase activity; protein serine/threonine kinase activity; ATP binding. The transcript has 11 exons. Lineage: Eukaryota; Metazoa; Chordata; Actinopteri; Osmeriformes; Osmeridae.
UGCGUGGAUCUCGUGGAGCUGCGUCAAGCGCGCCGCUGUAGGAGUGUUCGCCAACACCCCCCCUCCCCCCGCGCCUGCUGAGCCGUUGGAACAAUCCGCAUCGCAGGGUGUGGAUCCGGAGCCGGCCAGAGAGGCAAGCCAACAGGGAGUACUGAGGGAGAGGGGCGAACUGGAGGAGUUGAAAUUGCCCAGAAAGGAUACCAUCUCUGCGGUCAAUACAAACCAAUUAUUCGAACGAAAAGGCGGAGGUCUCAAGAAAGAAAUCGUUUCUGGAUUCAUUUGGAGGUACAAGCGACAGGAUCGAGUGAAUAAAAGCGUUGAGCCACACGGAAGCAGGAAAGGACUGCAUACACAACUGGGAAAGAGGGAGGUGUCAGUAAAUACUUACUUAGUUUUGUUAAUUUUGAACCACAUAUUGUUUUGUUGUUUUAAAGUCUCGUUGUUAUUAUCACGUAUUUGGACGACCACUCUCAAAACGGAAGCCAAUUUUGGAAUCAAGUGACAGUUCAAAACAAGAACAUUACAACUGCUCUUAAGAAGUUGCCCGACAGGCGACGUGAAAUUACAGUCGAUUUUGUCUACGGAGGAAAGUUUUGCUCAAAUCUUUUGGAUAUACUUAUACAUAACGUUUUGUUGAUCAAUUUGGUCACAUUUGGAAUAGCCCCCGUGAAAGAAAGUGAAAGAACGAGAAGGCAAAAUUGUUGCUGCGUAUUAGAACGCGUCUCUGGGUAGACAGAAUCAAAAUAGAAGAUUCACUUGUCAGAGCGUCAUAUUAGCAUGCCCUGACGUUCAGCUCUCCGGGAGACUUUAGAAUAUCUUUCAAGAAGAAACUGAACACGUUUAAACUUUUUGUGCCUGUUUAUACUCUUGCACAUCAGCACUUUGCUUUAUCGGAUUUGUUUUGGAUGCACGUGUCAAUUUCCUCCUCCCGCUCACGAUUUUUUUUUUAACCACCAGCUUUAGGUUGUUGUCACUGUUGUUUUUAGCUCACUUCCCCUCUCCGCCCACCCCCCCGACCUGCCAGAGCAGAAGGUCACCAGUUGACAUCUGCGGACUCGGCCAGUUCCGUUCAAGGGGAAGGGUAUAGCGGUGAAUUUGUCGGUAAGACAAAGACAGAACUCUUCUAUUGUGGAUGGUGUCUCUCUGAACUGUAUCUUUUGAAGUCUCUGGAUUAUAAUAAAAGGAUAGAAUCUGUAAAAAACGGACCGGAUGAGAAGGCUGUUCCUAACCUGCUCAUUUUAUCACUGAUUAGUUGGCUGUAGAAUACUUCAACGGGAUCUAAGGAGCCAAUGCUAUUUUUAGGGAGAGUGAUGGGGUAAAAUGUGGUAGUUUGAAACUGAGUCCCUCACCCCCACACCCACCACAUCCAGGUCUAUCUCUGGAUCUCCUGCUCUGAACUGAAAACAUAGUGGAGAUCCGGUGUCUACCCAGUUACAACUAAAAGCUACCUAGCCGGGUUAACCAAGCUCCUCUCCACGCCUUCAUACACUUACCAGCUACAUCUGCUUGGUCUGCGAGUCAACCCACCGUGGUCAACCCUGGAGCUACUUUUUGACUGGAACAGAAAUGGAAUGAAACGAAAGCACCAAGGAACAAUGCAUGAAACUGCCGCACUAAGGAAGCAAACUUGAGUAACCAAAUAUUUUCCUUCCCCAUGUACACACAGAGAAACAUAUAUCUUGAAUAGAAAUAUAUCUAUAAAGUAUAUUAAAUACAUAGUUUAAGUACAUAUAUUUUCACUUCUGAGAGUAAGCGUUGAUGCCUGAAACCCAAUUAAGCCUUAGAUAACCAUAGUAAUAAAGGAGAGCAAAGGAAACACGUGGAGUUUGAAACGGUGCCUUUUGAUUUCCUUGGUUCGUACUCCACCACUUCAGGAUUGAAUUGUUGACAGAGAGAAGAACUCUAUUUUUUUUCGUGGGAAACCCUGUUGUAAAACUGCCUUUCCGGUUCACACAUGAAGUUCUGUUGUUGGAUGUAUUCUGCUGGACCGCAGACUCAGUGAAGGUUGAUGUGGCUCAGUGCACUCCCCCACCACACAAGAGGUUUGGAAACUCCAACACCUGAACUUUAACUUUGUUUUCUGGGAUACAUAGUCCAAACCCCCCGGCAUUUCCGAUGGUGAUCACGUCGGCUGUGGAGGAGAAGCCACAGCCAUCAAACAGGAUGGUGGCUAACCUGCCGACUGAAACCUGGAUCAACAACCCGGAGCCGAACCGCUACCUGACACAACCACACCUGCUACGAAAGCCCAACAAAAGUGGAAGCAGCUCAGGAUGCAAGCCCCCCUCCUCCUCCCUCUGCCAGCCUGCCGCCCUGGGCUUCUCCCCCGCUGAGCCAACCAUGUCGAGCCAGCACUCACACCCCUCCUUCAGCAACAUCCACUCCAUGGCCGAGCAGCAGCAGGUGCUGUCUGAUAUGACCAUACUGCAGAGGAGGAUCCCCCCUAGUUUUCGAGACCCGGCCAGCGCUCCAUUGAGGAAGCUCUCUGUCGACCUCAUCAAGACUUACAAGCACAUCAAUGAGGUGUACUACACGAAGAAGAAGCGGCGCGCCCAGCAGGUUCCCCCGGAGGACUCGAGCACCAAGAAGGAGAGGAAGGUGUACAACGACGGCUACGAUGACGACAACUACGACUACAUCGUCAAGAACGGGGAGAAGUGGCUGGACCGCUACGAGAUCGACUCGCUCAUCGGCAAGGGCUCCUUUGGACAGGUGGUCAAGGCGUACGACCACCAUGAACAGGAGUGGGUGGCCAUCAAGAUCAUCAAGAACAAGAAGGCCUUCCUCAACCAGGCGCAGAUCGAACUACGACUACUGGAGCUCAUGAACAAGCACGACACAGAGAUGAAGUACUAUAUAGUUCACCUGAAGAGGCACUUCAUGUUCCGUAACCACCUGUGCCUGGUGUUUGAGCUCCUGUCCUACAACCUUUACGACCUCCUGAGGAACACCAACUUCCGGGGCGUGUCUCUCAACCUGACCAGGAAGUUCGCCCAGCAGCUGUGCACGGCGCUGCUGUUCCUGGCCACGCCCGAGCUCAGCAUCAUCCACUGUGACCUGAAGCCCGAGAACAUCCUGCUCUGCAACCCCAAACGCAGCGCCAUCAAGAUCGUCGACUUUGGCAGCUCAUGUCAGCUGGGACAGAGGAUCUACCAGUACAUCCAGAGCAGGUUCUACCGUUCCCCGGAGGUGCUGCUUGGGAUGCCCUACGACUUGGCCAUCGACAUGUGGUCCCUGGGCUGCAUCCUGGUGGAGAUGCAUACUGGGGAACCUCUCUUCAGUGGCUCCAAUGAGGUGGACCAGAUGAACAAGAUCGUGGAGGUUCUGGGGGUCCCUCCGAGCCACAUGCUGGACCAGGCCCCCAAGGCCAGGAAGUACUUUGACAAGCUCUCAGAUGGCCUGUGGACUGUCAAGAAGAACAAGGACAUUAAGAAGGUACUUUAUCCCUCGCCUGCAGAGUACAAGCCUCCGGCCACACGGCGUCUCCAUGAGAUUCUGGGGGUGGAGACAGGCGGUCCAGGGGGGCGGAGGGCGGGUGAGCCAGGCCACGCCCCCUGUGACUACCUGAAGUUCAAGGACCUGAUCCUGCGCAUGUUGGACUACGACCCCAAGACGCGCAUCACGCCGUUCUACGCCCUGCAGCACAACUUCUUCAAGAAGACCACGGACGAAGGCACCAACACCAGCAGCUCCACCUCCACCAGCCCUGCCAUGGACCACUCCCACUCCACCUCCACCACCUCUUCUGUCUCCAGCUCUGGUGGAUCCAGCGGUUCUUCCAAUGACAACCGGAACUACCGGUACAGUAACCGGUACUACAACAGUGCUGUUACUCACUCCGACUACGAGAUGCAGAGUCCACAGGCUCCGUCUCAGCAGCAGCUGCGUCUGUGGCCAGGUGGAGUAGGGGAGGGUGGAGGUCUGGGAGGAGGUGACCCCCCUUACCCCCAGCUGCUGCUCCACAAGCCCGCCGCCACGCAGCACCAGCGCCACUUCCUGGGCGGGGGAGGAGGAGGAGGGGGCGGGGGCAUGAAUGAACCGCACCACCCGCACCCCAUCUACGGCGGCGGUCACCACGGCAACGGGCGGGGCCUACGGCAGCAGCAGGGUGUGGCGCAGGUCGGCGGGGCGUCGCAGGCACCUGGCUCCUCCCCCCAGACGCAGGACAGCGUAGAGCUUAGCGUGCAUCACCACCACCUGGGCCCGUCUUCCCUGCUGGACUCCAGCCAGUACCUGGGCCUGUCUGCCUUUCGGACUAGGACGGUCCUGGCCCCCCAGGCCGGCCCGGCCACAGCCCCCCCCACCGCCUCUCAGGACAGCAUGGCUGCCUCCAGCCUGGGCUACAUCCCCCCCUGUUACCCCGGCAACAACAAUAACAACCCCCCAACGGCGCGGGGAGGGGGAGGGGGAGGGGGCCGGCCUGACUCUGACGAGUCGGCCAUGAUGGGCGUGUGUGGCAGUGGGGGGGGCAGCGGGCAGAACCCUGCCAACUCUUGAUAAAUGUUGAACAAAUUCCAAAAGCCAUACGAUUUUAACGACAACAACAUAACGAUUACAACAAGCAUACACGUCACACACACGUCACACAUAUUCGAGUUUAAAUCACACAGCCACACACACACACACACACAGAGUUACAGAGACAAACUUGUGAGAUAUCCGAGGGUUAGUUCUGUUUUGCAUGGGAGAAGGUCGAGGGAGGGAAGUGUGGGAUGGAUCUGACACAAUUUUUAACCUUUUUUUUUCACUGUUUUUUUUUUGUUUUUUUUUGUCGAAGGAAAGGAACAGAGUGAGCGUAGUUGGAAUCGAAAGUUUCAAGACAAGUUUGUUAUUAUUAUUAUUGUUAUUAUUCUAUUAUUUGAUUUCAUGUGAUUUGAGCAGAGGUUUGCAGCGAGAUUAGUGUUGUUGUGGAUUGAUGUUUGGAGAUGUUGAAGGUAGAUGUGGGGCUGGGAAAAAGAACGAUGAAUGCAAAGAAAAAAACCCUUACGCUAUUUUCUAAAAUAUUUUUUCUUUUUGAAUUUUGUUUGUUUUGAUUUCCUAAAGUCUAGGUUUAAUUGUAAAAUUUUAAUUUAUUAAAAAUCACUACAUGAGGAGGUAAGUGGGAGAUGAGAAGAGAGCUAAAUUGAGGAGUGGGUUAUUUUGUUCUGGAAUUAUUUAUUCAUUUUUUUUUCUUUUCAUUUUAUUUAUUCUGGUUUGUUUUUUUAUUUGCUGAGAGACAGAGAAGACACGCAACAACAAGUAAAAAAAAAAACUGAAAUUUCUUCGUUUGAUUUUUAGUUUCAGUAGAUCUCACCCCCCCAACACACGUGCAAGCGCACACACACACACACCAACACACAGACAUACUUUUGUUACAUUGUUUAUUUUUUAUGUUUCCAACCUUCUCUGGCUUGACACACUGGCUUCUAUAUCUGAAACUCUGAGAUGGAUCCUAGAGCUCAGCUCAGCUGAGGGCCAGAGCUGGGGAACACAGAGACCCUGGGGGCCGAGGCUGUGGAGCAGAGGGGGGGGGGACACACUCAACACCCACGAAAGGAGAACAACUCAACAUGUUUGCCAGAAGGAAAACCAAAAUGCUUCCCUGUUGUUUGUUUAAAUAGUCUGCCUUCUACUUCACCAUCUCUCACCAGACUCUUUCACCCUCCUCUUCCUCUUUUUCGCUCUUUCUCUUUUCUUACUCUCUUUUUGUUUUGGAACAGUAACCUAUGGAAACGUAACAGGACUUUUGGGUUGGAUGAAGUCUGGAUAUGCUAAGCCAAAUGUCACCCCCCCCCACACCCUCCCCCCUUUCUCUCUUUUACUCUAUCCGUCUGGCUCUGUUGCUCUCUGCUCCCCCCAGUGUUCUGUUGGAGGGAAGGAGGGAGGAGGGGAGGACAGAAGGGAGUAGAACACUAUUCUGAAGGGGAUGCUCCCAUGCCCCUCCCUCAACCCCCCAACGCCACCUUGACUGACUUCUCCUCCGUUUCUUUCUCUCCCCUGUCUUUUUUUCGACCCCCUUCUCUCCUUUCACCACACUCUGUGAGUGAACUACUACUCUCUCGGCUGCUACUCUCCACUCUCAACCAUGUUCGGAUUGCUGCUAAAGAAAAACAGACAGAUGAAUAAAUAAAUAAAUAAAAAUGAAUAAACUUUUUAACCCGUACUGCUUCAGAAAAAAAAGGAAAAAAUAAACCACUGCAUCUCAUGUAUUUAUUACUAUUUAACAAGAAAAAAAACUAGAAAAAAUGAACCUGUUUUCUGCUGUUUUUUUUUGUUUGGUUGCCUUCUUCCUAUAGGGGAGCUGGGCGCUGUCUGAUGAUGUAACAGAAACAGGAUUGGUGGCGGUGAACUUUGACCCCUGGUCAGACUGCUACUGGGGGUGGGGGGGUGGGGAGGGGGGGUUGAUGGGAGUUGGGUUCAGAAUAAAGUUGGAUAUAUAAGAAUAAAGAGUAUACUUUUGCACACCAAGGUCAAAUGCAAAUCACAGCUUUUUGCUUUUUUCCAUCUUUCAUCACACAGAGCAACACAAACACACACACACACACAGGAUCACCAAGUCAGGCAGACCAUAGGACUCAGAUGUCAGAUUAGGCACAGAGGGAACCCUGAAUCUGAGAUUUGCGUUUGACCUCCAGUUACAGAAUCUCCUUCUUUGUGCCUGAUUAGAGUUUAUGUUUAUGUAACUGUAGUGGUGUCCUGUCAUUAAAAAUGAGUUACACCUGUAUGAUCUGUA